Messenger RNA from Beta vulgaris subsp. vulgaris (sugar beet), 1085 nucleotides. RefSeq lists its product as hypothetical. The transcript has 6 exons. The record is from RefSeq and is a predicted model, not a curated record. The coding region runs from base 310 to 678 and encodes 122 amino acids. Lineage: Eukaryota; Viridiplantae; Streptophyta; Magnoliopsida; Caryophyllales; Amaranthaceae.
CCCUUCCAAAGUCCUUAUAAAUUGGCAGUGCGCCACGAUUAUGAUUCAUAAUCAGCUCUUUCCUUUCCUCUUUGCCCCCUUCACUCAUCCUUUUUAAGUCAUAACAAACACAAAUAUUACUUGUGGUGUCUCUUUCUCUCUUCUCUUUGCUUUUUUGGCUUCUUUUACACUUGAUUUUGCUUCAAUUGGCUGCUUCUUAGUUACCCACUUUAAAAGUUUAGUACUACUUAGUGCUUUUUUUUUUUUGUGCAAUUGUGGGUUAGUUUUGUUGGUUUCUUUUCUAUUACUACCAAAAAUUACACAAAAAAAAUGGACAACAAGAAGCCACAAGUUGGUUCAUCUUCUUCUCUCACUUCUCAGCUUUUUGGGUCUCCAGAAUCAUCAUCAUCCAAUGAUGUUUUAGCUUCCAUUUUCCCACCUAAGGGUACAGGAAGAAAUUCAAAUGAGCCUUCUGGAAAUCAGCCAUGGAAUACUAAACAAGAUGACACAUACAAACAUGGUGAUGCAACGUAUGGUAGCUUGAGCUCCUCUCUAUACUAUGGUGGUCGAGAAUCGUACGCAAAAUCGCCUACUAAUCAGACCUCUACUUCAUAUCCUAAAUUCAAGAAAGAUGGUGGAGAAGAUGAUCCAAGUGGUGCUUCAAGGGGAAACUGGUGGCAAGGAUCACUUUAUUAUUAGGAUCUAUGCGCUGGCCGUCUAACACCGUGUGAAUAUUAUGGCUCAUGAGGAAAACUGCUUAAUUAUAAAGUUAUUAUCAUAUACUAUAGCAAGGUUCUGGUCUUUCAGCAUAUAUUAUAAAUGGAGAAUAAGCAAAUUUGCAAUCCAUGGAUAACAAAAAACUUUGCAAGGGGAUUGAUUUUACGGGUUCGAAGAACUUCUGAACCGCAAAGUUUUCUGCAUUAGUAUAUUUGUCUAGGAUUUAAUCUAUGGUCUUAAUGGAAAAAUUACGAUGUUGGGAAAUGAUGCUUGUUUUAAUGUAUCUAUUGAGAUUUACAACAUAGUUAUGAACCUCUUUUUCUUAAGGAAAAGGGCACUUGUAUAUUUAGUGAGUGGUAACAUGUUUUAUAUAUAUGUAAUUUGUACUA